Messenger RNA from Hordeum vulgare subsp. vulgare (domesticated barley), 5154 nucleotides. RefSeq names its product DNA-directed RNA polymerase subunit beta''. The coding region runs from base 23 to 4456 and encodes 1477 amino acids. The record is from RefSeq and is a predicted model, not a curated record. Lineage: Eukaryota; Viridiplantae; Streptophyta; Magnoliopsida; Poales; Poaceae. The transcript has a single exon. Gene Ontology annotation, molecular function: DNA binding; DNA-directed RNA polymerase activity. Gene Ontology annotation, biological process: DNA-templated transcription.
GCCGAAAAGGGGGUACUUAUGUAUGGCGGAACGGGCCAAUCUGGUCUUUCAUAAUAAAGAGAUAGACGGAACUGGUAUGAAACGACUUAUUAGCAGAUUAAUAGAUCAUUUUGGAAUGGGAUAUACAUCCCAUAUACUGGAUCAACUAAAGACUCUGGGCUUCUAUCAAGCCACUACUACAUCGAUUUCGUUAGGAAUCGAGGAUCUUUUAACAAUACCCUCUAAGGGAUGGUUAGUCCAAGACGCGGAACAACAGAGUUUUCUUUUGGAGAAACACUAUUAUUAUGGGGCUGUACACGCGGUAGAAAAAUUACGCCAAUCUGUUGAGAUAUGGUAUGCGACAAGUGAAUAUUUGAAACAAGAAAUGAAUUCAAAUUUUCGGAUAACGGAUCCUUCUAAUCCAGUCUAUCUAAUGUCUUUUUCAGGAGCCAGAGGAAAUGCAUCUCAAGUACACCAAUUAGUAGGUAUGAGAGGAUUAAUGUCGGACCCUCAAGGACAAAUGAUUGAUUUACCUAUUCAAAGCAAUUUACGCGAGGGACUUUCUUUGACAGAAUAUAUAAUUUCCUGCUAUGGAGCCCGCAAAGGGGUUGUAGAUACUGCUGUACGAACAGCAGAUGCUGGAUAUCUUACACGUAGACUUGUUGAAGUAGUUCAACAUAUUAUUGUGCGUAGAAGAGAUUGUGGUACUAUCCGAGGUAUUUCUGUAAGUCCUCAAAAUGGGAUGACGGAAAAACUUUUUGUCCAAACACUAAUUGGUCGUGUAUUAGCAGACGAUAUAUAUAUCGGUUCACGAUGCAUUGCCGCGCGAAAUCAAGAUAUUGGAAUUGGAUUAGUCAAUCGAUUCAUAACUGCCUUUCGAGCACAACCAUUUCGAGCACAACCAAUAUAUAUUAGAACCCCCUUUACUUGCCGAAGCACUUCUUGGAUCUGUCAAUUAUGCUAUGGCCGGAGUCCUACUCAUAGUGAUCUGGUGGAAUUGGGAGAAGCCGUAGGUAUUAUUGCGGGUCAAUCAAUUGGGGAGCCAGGGACUCAACUAACAUUAAGAACUUUUCAUACUGGCGGAGUAUUCACAGGGGGUACUGCCGACCUUGUACGAUCCCCUUCGAAUGGAAAAAUCCAAUUCAAUGAGAAUUUGGUUCACCCCACACGUACCCGUCAUGGACAGCCUGCUUUUCUAUGUUAUAUAGACUUGCAUGUAACUAUUCAGAGUCAAGAUAUUCUAUAUAGUGUGAAUAUUCCCUCAAAAAGCUUGAUUCUAGUGCAAAAUGAUCAAUAUGUAAAAUCUGAACAAGUAAUUGCGGAGAUUCGUGCCGGAACGUCCACUUUACAUUUUAAAGAAAGGGUACAAAAGCAUAUUUAUUCUGAAUCAGACGGCGAAAUGCACUGGAGUACUGAUGUUUACCAUGCGCCCGAAUAUCAAUAUGGUAAUCUUCGUCGAUUACCAAAAACAAGCCAUUUAUGGAUAUUAUCCGUAAGUAUGUGCAGAUCCAGUAUAGCGUCUUUUUCACUCCACAAGGAUCAAGAUCAAAUGAAUACUUAUGGUAAAAAAGAUAGGGAAAUUCUUGAUUAUUCAACGUCGGAUCGAAUCAUGUCCAAUGGCCAUUGGAAUUUGAUCUAUCCUUCUAUUUUUCAAGAUAAUUCAGAUUUGUUGGCGAAAAAGCGAAGAAAUAGGUUCGUCAUUCCAUUACAAUAUCAUCAAGAACAAGAGAAAGAACUAAUAUCCUGUUUUGGGAUUUCGAUUGAAAUCCCCUUUAUGGGUGUUUUACGUAGAAAUACUAUUUUUGCUUAUUUUGACGAUCCCCGAUACAGAAAAGAUAAAAAGGGUUCAGGAAUUGUUAAAUUUAGAUAUAGGACCCUAGAAGAAGAAUAUAGGACUCGAGCGGAAGACUCAGAAGAGGAAUAUGAGACCCUAGAACACGAAUACAGGACCCGAGAGGACGAAUAUGAAACCCUAGAAGAAUCUAAAUAUGGAAUCCUAGAAGACGAAUACGAAUAUGAAACCCUAGAAAACGAAUAUGGGAGCCCAGAAAACAAAUAUGGGAACCCAGAGAACGAAUAUAGGACUUUAGAGAAAGACUCAGAAGAGGAAUAUGGGAACCCAGAGAGCAAAUAUAGGACCCAAGAGGACGAAUAUGGAACUUUAGAAGAAGACUCAGAAGACGAAUAUGGCAGCCCCGGGGAAAGCGGCGAGGAAAAAUAUGGUACUUUAGAGGAAGACUCAGAAGAAGACUCAGAGGACGAAUACGAGAGCCCAGAGGAAGAUUCCAUCUUAAAAAAAGAGGGUUUGAUUGAGCAUCGAGGAACAAAAGAAUUUAGUCUAAAAUACCAAAAAGAAGUAGAUCGGUUUUUUUUCAUUCUUCAAGAACUUCAUAUCUUGCCGAGAUCUUCAUCCCUAAAGAUACUUGACAAUAGUAUUAUUGGAGUGGAUACACAACUCACAAAAAAUACAAGAAGUGGACUAGGCGGACUGGUCCGAGUGAAGAGAAAAAAAAGCCAUACGGAACUCAAAAUAUUUUCCGGAGAUAUUCAUUUUCCUGAAGAGGCAGAUAAGAUAUUAGGUGGGUGUUUGAUACCGCCAGAAAGACAAAAAAAAGAUUCUAAGGAAUCAAAAAAAAAGAAAAAUUGGGUCUAUGUUCAACGGAAAAAAAUUCUCAAGAGCAAGGAAAAGUAUUUUGUUUCCGUUCGCCCUACAGUGGCAUAUGAAAUGGACGAAGGAAGAAAUUUAGCAACACUUUUCCCGCAGGAUCUCUUGCAAGAAGAAAAUAAUCUCCAAAUUCGACUUGUCAAUUUUAUUUAUCAUGAAAAUAGCAAGUUAACUCAAAGAAUUUAUCACACAAAUAGUCAAUUUGUUAGAACUUGCUUAGUAGUGAAUUGGGAACAAGAAGAAAAAGAAAAGGCUGGUGCUUCCCUUGUUGAGGUAAGAGCAAAUGAUCUUAUUCGCGAUUUCCUAAGAAUUGAGUUAGUCAAGUCCACUAUUUCGUAUACACGAAAAAGGUAUGAUAGGACAAGUGGAGGACCGACUCCCCAUAAUAGGUUAGAUCGCGCCAAUAGCAAUUCUUUUUAUUCCAAGGCGAAGAUUGAAUCACUUAGCCAACAUCAAGAAGCUAUUGGCACUUUGUUGAAUCGAAAUAAAGAAUACCAAUCUUUGAUGAUUUUGUCGGCAUCCAACUGUUCUCGAAUUGGUUUAUUCAAGAAUUCAAAACAUCCCAAUGCGAUAAAAGAAUGGAAUCCUAGAAUUCCUAUUCUAGAAAUUUUUGGGCCCUUAGGGGCUAUUGUAGCUAGUAUAUCGCAUUUUUCUUCAUCUUACUAUUUACUAACGCAUAAUAAAAUCCUGCUAAAAAAAUAUUUGUUCGUUGACAAUUUGAAACAAACCUUCCAAGUACUUCAAGAACUUAAAUACUCUUUAAUAGAUGAAAAUAAAAGGAUUUCCAAUUUCGAUAGUAACAUAAUGUUGGAUCCAUUCCUUUUGAAUUGUCACUUUGUCCAUCAUGAUUCUUGGGAAGAGACAUUGGCAAUAAUUCACCUUGGACAAUUUAUUUGUGAAAAUGUAUGUCUAUUUAAAUCGCACAUAAAAAAAUCUGGUCAAAUUUUCAGUGUAAAUAUGGAUUCCUUUGUUAUAAGAGCAGCUAAACCUUAUUUGGCCACUACAGGAGCAACUGUUAAUGGUCAUUAUGGAGAAAUCCUUUACAAGGGAGAUAGGUUAGUUACGUUUAUAUAUGAAAAAUCGAGAUCUAGUGACAUAACGCAAGGUCUUCCAAAAGUGGAACAAAUCUUUGAAGCGCGUUCAAUUGAUUCAUUAUCCCCCAAUCUCGAAAGGAGAAUUGAGGAUUGGAAUGAGCGUAUACCAAGAAUUCUUGGGGUCCCUUGGGGAUUCUUGAUUGGAGCUGAGCUAACCAUAGCCCAAAGUCGUAUUUCUUUGGUUAAUAAAAUCCAAAAGGUUUAUCGAUCCCAAGGGGUACAGAUCCAUAAUAGACAUAUAGAGAUUAUUAUACGCCAAGUAACAUCAAAAGUGCGGGUUUCCGAAGAUGGAAUGUCUAAUGUUUUUUCGCCUGGGGAAUUAAUCGGACUAUUGCGAGCGGAACGAGCAGGGCGAGCUUUGGAUGAAUCGAUCUAUUAUCGGGCAAUCUUAUUGGGAAUAACAAGGGCUUCCCUGAAUACCCAAAGUUUCAUAUCUGAAGCAAGUUUUCAAGAAACUGCUCGAGUUUUAGCAAAAGCUGCCCUACGAGGUCGCAUUGAUUGGUUGAAAGGCUUGAAAGAAAACGUAGUUCUGGGGGGGAUUAUACCUGUUGGUACCGGAUUCCAAAAAUUUGUGCAUCGUUCCCCACAAGACAAGAACCUUUAUUUCGAAAUAAAAAAAAAAAAUCUAUUCGCGUCGGAAAUGAGAGAUUUUUUGUUUCUCCAUACAGAAUUAGUUUCUUCAGAUUCUGACGUAACAAACAAUUUUUAUGAGACAUAAAAACCCCCAUUUAACAUUUAACCCUAAGGAUACAUAAAACAUAUUUUUUACUUUACUAGACUUUUGAACUUAGAACACUAACAGGUUAAAUUUUAGAUUUUUAAGAUUUUUAUUUUAAUAAGUAAAACAAGUCAGUUAAUUCAUUAAAUUAAGGUUUUGUUUAUACCAUGUAUCAAUGUAUCAAUGGCCAACUCUUAGUACAAGGUUCUCUCAGAACAAUUAUUAUUUUAUUUAUUUCAAGCUAUUUCGGAUCUUUCUUAAUCUUCAAAAAGAAAUAAAUUCCGUAAUGGAAUGUUAGGAUGAAAAAAAAAGGAAGUGUGGAAAAAAUGACAAGAAGAUAUUGGAACAUUAAUUUGAAAGAGAUGAUAGAAGCAGGAGUUCAUUUUGGUCAUGGUAUUAAGAAAUGGAAUCCUAAAAUGGCCCCUUACAUUUCGGCAAAGCGUAAAGGUACUCAUAUUAUAAAUCUCGCUAGAACGGCCCGUUUUUUAUCAGAAGCUUGUGAUUUAGUUUUUGAUGCAGCAAGUCAGGGAAAAAGUUUCUUAAUUGUUGGUACCAAAAAAAGAGCAACAGAUUUAGUAGCAUCAGCUGCAAUAAGGGCUCGUUGUCAUUAUGUUAAUAAAAAGUGGUUCAGUGGUAUGUUAACGAAUUGGUCGAUUACGAAAACUAGACUUUCUCAAUUUAGAGACUUAAGAGCGGAA